This is a messenger RNA of Bolinopsis microptera, 2940 nucleotides long. RefSeq names its product translocation protein SEC63 homolog. Gene Ontology annotation, molecular function: RNA binding; transmembrane protein transporter activity. Gene Ontology annotation, biological process: SRP-dependent cotranslational protein targeting to membrane; post-translational protein targeting to endoplasmic reticulum membrane. The record is from RefSeq and is a predicted model, not a curated record. NCBI's taxonomy places the organism in Eukaryota, Metazoa, Ctenophora, Tentaculata, Lobata, Bolinopsidae. Gene Ontology annotation, cellular component: Sec62/Sec63 complex.
CAACACUACUAUAUAACAAAUAAUUUGAGGCAGGAUGGGAAUGCAAUUUGAGUAUGACGAGACGGGGUCUACCUUCUACUACUUUAUGUUGGCAUUCCUCCUCAUCGUCUUUAUCCCUCUGACCUACGUAAUAUGGCCAUUUUACCCUGACCCCAGAUCCAAAAGACGAACUGUGCCCUGUACCUGUAAGUCUUGUGUUGGCAAAUCUUCCAUGCUCAAAGAGAAACGUAAGAACACUGGCAGUAAGAUUAUAAAAAGUUUGGUUAUUAUCCUAGGGUGGAGCGCAGUGGCGUACUUUGCUUUCAAAGCGUCCACCACAGAGAAUACGCAUGUCGAGUAUAACCCCUUUACAAUUCUUGGCAUUGAUCCUAGUUCCACGACUAAGGAGAUUAAGAAAGCUUACAAAAAGCUGUCGCUGGUUCACCAUCCUGACAAGGGAGGUGACGAGCAAAUGUUUGUACAGAUAAACAAGGCCUACCAGGCUUUAACUGACGAUGUAACGCGUCAGAACUGGAUCGAUCAUGAUCCUGAUGGCCCUCAAGCUAUGCAGUUUGGUAUUGCCCUACCCUCCUGGAUAGUCGACAAGAACAAUUCCGUGUUCGUGUUGGGACUGUAUGUGCUAAUGUUCAUGAUCCUGCUCCCAACUGUGGUGGGGUCCUGGUGGUACAGAUCUAUAAAAUAUUCAGCGGAUGAUAUUCUACUUCAUACCACCCAGCUUUACCUCUCAUUCCUUGCCAAGAACAGUCUUCAUAAUGUUAGCAAGUGCAUCAUGAUCCUGUGCUCUGCGUUUGAGUUCGAGAAAUCACAGAAUAAAGAGGUGAAAGAACGGGAAUCAGAUAAUAUCCAGAUACCACUCCUGAUGAAGGAGUGCAAGCAGCUUCACGAGAAAAAUCCCAAUCCGCCCUUCAAAUACCUUUACAGUAUUAAGGCUAGGACACUGUUUCAUUCGUUUUGCAACCGUUCAGAGAAACUAAAUGAAGAAAAUAAUCUUGACAUCAACAUCAUAACUAAGAAAAUACCUGCCCUGAUCAGCGAGGCACUCAACAUCUGUUUCCAACUGAUCUACUUCUCUAAGCGACAAAAACACGUCGCAGCACCGAACGUUAAAACAUUUGAAAACUUGAUAAAAAUAAACGUAAUGGCGAUCCAAGCGACGUGGGACAACAAGUCACCUCUCCUGCAACUCCCUCACUUCACUGAGGAAAUGUUGAAGUAUUUCUCCACCAAACGUAGUAACAUCAAGUCUCUGCUCCAGUUUGCUCAGCUCAGUGACGCUGAUAGGAGGAGUAGGCUGAGGAUGUUGGGGGAAGAGGAGUAUGAUAAUAUGAUGAGGGUCUGCUGGGAGAUGCCACAUAUUGAUAUGGAAGUCAAGAGCGAGGUUUUAGAUGACGAGAACACGAUGACUAUCUCUGCUGGUUCCAUUGUGACGGUCACGUGCUUCUUGGACAGGAAGUCACUCAGGGAUGUGGUUGACAUUCUAGAUGACGAUGAGCCAGUUCUUGCGCUCAAGGAUGAAGAAGAUAAGGAUGUCAAGAAAAAAUCAUGGCAGAAACAAGCUAAGAAGCAGAAAAAUGUGCAGAAGAAAAAGAAGGUCUCCCAAAAGAAGAAAAGCAAGAGUGAGGAAAAUAAAGAGAACGAGAAUGCAGAGGAAGAGAACAAGCAGUUGGUAAAACAGGGAGAGGAGGAAGCUGACGAUGAAAACGAGGAAGACAGCGAGGAUGAGCGGGAGAAGUCAGACGCUGAAGACAGGUCUGAUGAUGAGAACGAAUCAGGCAGUGAAGACGAAGAGUCGACAGGAGGAGGUGACAAGGACUACGAUGACGACGAGGAAUGGAGAUCCCUACAACAAGAAAUCACAAAGAAGAAGAACAAGGAUGGUGAUGGAGCUGACUCUCACCCAGUUCACUGCCCUUUCUUCCCUGUCGACAAGGAGGAGGGCUGGUGGGUUUUCAUUGCGGAUAGAAAGACUGGCGAGGUCAUCACACCUCCCAAAUACGUGGCGGGUCUGGAGGACAAACAGGAAGUUAUCCUGAAGUUCCAGGCACCCGAAGUUCUGGGACACCACAAGUUUAAUGUUAUACUGAAGAGUGACUCGUACCUGAGCUGUGAGAAGGAGGUUUUGUUGAAGCUGCUGGUAGAGAAGGCUAUAGAGACGAAGGCAGUGAAGCAGUGGGAGCACAUAUCCGACUCUGAGGAGAGUGAUAGUUUGUCAGAGAGUGAGAUCACUGAUACGGACAGUGACGAGGAGGAGGAUGAGGACUAGUUGUCUUGCUUCUUUUGUAGUUUAUAAGUUACCUUCGUCCUUAGGUUUUCUAGCACCAAUACGCGUUACAACUGCCACAGUUUUCUUAUCGGUAUAUCGCGUCAGAACUAAGAAUUAAGAUCAUUGUUUAUUUUUGCUGAGAUCCAGAAUCCAUGAUGUUCAUAUAUUUGUUCGUCGAAAUUGUAUGUAAUCCUUGCUUAGGAGUUAGGAGUUACUGUUAGAGCUUAAAUUCAAGUCAUUACUUUAUGUUAUCAUUAUAAAUCGCUGAUUACCCUUGUCUUAAUCGUUCGGAAGAAACAAUCUUACAAUAUUAUAAAACUUUAUGUUUGGCUCGGAUAGAUCUAGAUGGAAAAUGUUAAUUUAAUUGAAAUUGUCUUAUGGGUUUUGUUUAGAGAUUUUUACUUUUUUCCCCCUCAUAUAUGCAGUAAAUUGAACACGGUUCAAUUUUUGUUUGUGAUGAAUUUAAUUUUCAGAUGAUUGACCUUUUAGAUUUAAAGAUGGUUGGGUUACGGUAACAAUAAUUUAGAUAAAUUAACAAAAUUCUAUUUUAUUUGCAUUGUUCGAAUAAUUUGUUUUAAAACACGCCAUUUACUUCUGAUAAGUCGAAGAAAAUAAUAUUUAUUUCGGAUUCAUUGUGAACAUAACGAUAUUAAGUGUUUUGAUUUAAACUACAUUUA